This is a messenger RNA of Poecile atricapillus (Black-capped chickadee), 4894 nucleotides long. RefSeq names its product protocadherin gamma-A6-like. Lineage: Eukaryota; Metazoa; Chordata; Aves; Passeriformes; Paridae. Gene Ontology annotation, molecular function: calcium ion binding. Gene Ontology annotation, biological process: homophilic cell-cell adhesion. Gene Ontology annotation, cellular component: plasma membrane. Bases 2 to 4894 code for a protein of 1630 amino acids. The transcript is spliced from 4 exons. The record is from RefSeq and is a predicted model, not a curated record.
GAUGAGCUGGGCGGGGAGGCGCUGGGGCCGGCGGCAGCGAGCUGUGCUCUGGGCCGUCCUGCUGGCGGCGUGGGAGGCGGCGUGGGGGCAGCUGCGCUACUCGGUGCCCGAGGAGCUGCCCAAGGGCUCGUUCGUGGGCGACGUGGCCAAGGACCUGGGGCUGCAGCUGCCGGAGAUCGGAGACCGAGGCGUGCGCAUUGUUUCAGGAGGCAUUAUGCAGUAUUUCGUUCUGCACGGGAAGACGGGCCAUUUAGUGACUGCGGAGAGGAUUGACAGAGAGCAGCUGUGCCGGCAGGUGGAGAAAUGCGUGCUGCGCUGUGAGCUGAUCGUGGAGGGACAGAUGCAGGUUUAUGGAAUGGAAAUCGAAAUCACAGACAUCAAUGACAAUGCACCGAGCUUUCGACAGACAGAAAAAGACCUGAGACUUAUCGAGACGACAGCCCUAGGGUCUCGGUUUCCCCUGCCAGACGCACAUGACCGGGAUUCGGGUCGGAAUUCCGUGCAGAGCUACGAGCUGAGCGGUGACGAGCACUUCUCGCUGGCCGUGCAGGCGGGCCCCGGCGGCGAUCAGCGUCCCGAGCUGGUGCUGGCCAAGGCGCUGGACCGGGAGGAGGCGGCGUUUCACGAGCUGGUGCUGAGGGCGAUGGACGGCGGCGAUCCGGCACGGACGGGCACGGCUCGGAUCCGUGUGACCGUGGUGGAUGCGAACGACAACGCUCCCGUUUUCAGCCAGUCGGAGUACACGGUGCGUGUGCCCGAGGAUGUGCCCGUGGGCUCUGUCCUCGUCACCGUCACGGCCACGGACGCCGACGAGGGGCUGAACGGUCACGUAAAAUACAGUUUCCAUAAAAUUUCUGAGCGAGCCUCAGAACUUUUUAAUCUCGACACUGAGACAGGAGAAAUAACUGUAAAGGACAACUUGGAUUUCGAGGAAAUAUUCUCCCACGAAUUUGAGGUUCAGGCACAUGAUGGAGGAGAGCUCUCUGACACUGCAAAUGUCGUGGUCACCGUGACAGACGUUAAUGACAACGUGCCCAAGAUUUCGGUGAAGUCAGCUCUCAACGAGAUCUCCGAGGAUGCCCCUCCAGAAACUGUUGUGGCUCUGCUGCACGUGCAGGACCGGGACUCGGGAGCCAACGGCGAAGUGCGCUGCUUGCUUGGAGGCGACGUCCCGUUCCGACUGGAGAAAUCCCUUGAAAACUACUACCGUGUGGUGACAGCGAGAGAGCUGGACAGGGAGCAGGUAUGGGAGUACAACGUGACGGUGCGGGCGGCUGACGGCGGGUCGCCGUCGCUGCAGAGCAGCGCGGUGCUGGCGCUGCGGGUGCUGGACGUGAACGACAACGCGCCGGUGUUCGCGGAGGAGCGCUACAGCGCGCGUGUGUGGGAGAACAACGCGGCGGGCGCGCUGGUGCUGACGGUGCGCGCCACGGACGCGGACUGGGGGCAGAACGCGCGCGUGCGGUACCGGCUGGCGGAGGGGCGGGUGCGGGGCGCGGCGCUGUCGUCGUACGUGUCGGUGCAGGCGGAGACGGGCGCGCUGUACGCGCUGCGCUCCUUGGACUACGAGGAGGUGCGCGAGCUGCGGCUGUGGGUGCUUGCGGAGGACGGCGGCGCGCCGGCGCUGAGCAGCAACGUGUCGGUGGUGCUGGUGAUCGUGGACGAGAACGACAACGCGCCGCAGGUGCUGUACCCGCCGCUGUCUCGGGCGGCGGGCUCGGGCGGCGCGUGGUCGGGCGUGGAGCUGGCGCCGCGCUGGUCGGAGCCCGGCGCGCUGGUGGCCAAGGUGGUGGCGGUGGACGCGGACGCGGGGCAGAACGCGUGGCUGUCGUACGAGCUGGCCAAGGCGACGGAGCCGGGGCUGUUCCGCGUGGGGCUGCACAGCGGCGAGGUGCGCACGGCGCGCUCGCCGCUGGCCCGCGACGCGGCGCGCCAGAGCCUGGUGGUGCUGGUGAAGGACCACGGGCGGCCGGCGCUGUCGGCCACGGCCACGCUGAGCGUGCUGCUGGCCGAGAGCGUGGCCGAGCUGCUGGCCGAGCUGGGCAGCGCGGCCGAGGCGGCGGCGCCGGGCGAGCCGGCCGGCAGCCUGACGCGCUGGCUCGUGCUGGCCGUGGCCGCCGUGUCGUGCCUCUUCCUCGCCUUCCUGCUGCUGCUGCUGGCGCUGCGCCUGCGCCGCUGGCGCCGCCAGCACCUGCUGCCGGCCCAGAGCGGCGCCUUGCGCGGCGUGCCCGUGUCGCACUUCGUGGGCAUCGACGGCGUGCGCGCCUUCCUGCAGUCCUACUCGCACGACGUGUCGCUCACGGCCGACUCGCGCAAGAGCCAGCUGCGCUUCUCGGCCGCCAGCUGCUGCGACACCCUCCCGGCUCAACCACCAGAUGAGGCUUCGGGUCAUCUUGUCCCUUCAGGAGAUCAAGUUACUGAAAGCGGUGGGCAAGUUGCCUUUCAGCGUUUCAGCGUUCGAUCCGCCUUGCCUUUUCCCUCACGGAAGGGGAACGAUGACAGCGGGGACUCCAAGCGCCCCACCCAAGAGAUCAGAAAGCAGGGAAUGGAGGUCAGAUCGGCAGCUCAGGGCUGGGCAGGCGCUGGGCGGGUCGCUUUGCUGGCCGCGGUGCUGCUGUGCGUGUGGUGGCGGGCGGCGGGCGAGCGGCUCCGCUACGCCAUCCCCGAGGAGCUGGGCAGAGGCUCGCUCGUGGGGCCGCUGGCGCGGGACCUGGGGCUGAGCGCGGACGAGCUGCCGGCGCGCAAGCUGCGGAUAGUCGCUGGUGACGAAAAGCACUACUUUACUCUCCAGGAGGAUAAUACAAAUCUGCGUGUAAAUGACAGGAUAGACCGAGAGAGCAUCUGCGGGGCCGAGUCGCCCUGUGUCCUCAGUUUGGAGGCAGUCGUGGAAAACCCUUUCAAUAUAUUUCAUGUGAGUGUUACUAUCCAGGAUAUCAAUGACAAUGCGCCACAGUUUGACAGAGAAUUUGUUACCAUAGAAAUAAUCGAGUCUACGCUUCCUGGGACCAGGUUCCCACUGGGCAGUGGCAGAGACCCUGACAUUGGGGCAAACUCUCUACAGAACUACGAACUUACUCCCAACCCAUCCUUCUCCCUUUUAGUGAGGGAGAGCCCUGAUGGGACAAAACACGCUGAACUGGUCUUGGAGAAAGUCUUAGAUCGAGAAAAACAGAAAAAUCACCAAUUGAUACUGACGGCAGUGGAUGGUGGGGAUCCAGUUCGAUCUGGGACCGCCCAGAUUAAGAUUAACGUGACUGACGCAAAUGACAACCCACCGGUAUUCACCAAAGAAAUCUACACUGUUCAACUGAUGGAAAACUUGCCAGAGGGCUCCUUAGCCUUUCAGGUGAAAGCUACUGACAGUGAUGAAGGUACAAACGCAGAAAUUACCUACUCUUUCAGCGACAUAGCAAAAAGUAUCCACAAGCUCUUCACUCUGGACCCUAGGACAGGGGACGUGAGGGUUACAGGACCCUUAGAUUAUGAAGAAAGGAAAUACUACGAAGUGAGUGUUGAAAGCAAGGAUGGGGGCGGGCUCACUGCACACGCCAAAGUACACAUAGACAUUAUAGACGUAAACGACCAUGCACCUACCCUUUCCCUACUGCCUAUCUUGAACCCGAUACCGGAGGACUCAGUCCCGAGCACAGUUGUAGCUGUGAUCAAUGUCCGUGACAGAGAUUCGGGAGAAAACGGAGAGGUGAGCUGUAAAAUGAACGAAAAUUUGCCCUUCAGAUUAGAAAUGUCAUCAGAGAACACAUACAAACUAAUAAUAGCCAGUGCCCUGGACAGAGAAAACGUCUCCGUUUACAACAUAACCAUCACUGCCACAGACCGGGGCAGGCCGUCGCUGUGGAGCAGCAGGGAGCUGGUGCUGGAGGUGUCGGACGUGAACGACAACGCGCCGGUGUUCGAGGAGGCGGCGUACAGCGCGUACGUGGCGGAGAACAACGCGGCGGGCGCGCUGGUGCUGCGCGUGCAGGCGCGGGACGCGGACGCGGGCGCCAACGGGCGCGUGAGCUACUGGCUGGCGGGCGGCAGCGCGGGCGCGGCGGGCGCGGCGCCGCUGGUGUCGGUGGAGGCGCGGAGCGGCGCGCUGUACGCGCAGCGCUCCUUCGACUACGAGCAGUGCCGCGAGUUCGCGGUGGCCGUGCGGGCUCAGGACGGCGGCACGCCGGCGCGCAGCUCCACGGCCACGGUGCGCGUCUUCGUGCUGGACCGCAACGACAACGCGCCGCGGGUGCUCUGGCCGGCGGCAGGGGCGGCAACGGGAGAGGCGGCGGGAGAGGCGUCGUCUCCCUUCGAGGUGGUUCCGCGCUCGGCCGAGGCCGGCUACCUGGUGGCCAAGGUGGUGGCGGUGGACGCGGACGCGGGGCGCAACGCGUGGCUGUCGUACGAGCUGGUGCAGGCGUCGGAGCCGGCGCUGUUCCGCGUGGGGCUGCACAGCGGCGAGGUGCGCACGGCGCGCGCCGUGUCCGAGCGGGACGCGGCCAAGCAGCGUGUGGUGGCCGUGGUGAAGGACCACGGGCAGCCGGCGCUGUCGGCCACGGCCACGCUGCACGUGGUGCUGGCCGAGAGCUUGCAGGAGGCGCUGCCGGAGCUGAGCGAGCGGCCGGCGGGCGCCGAGGCGGCGGCGGCGGCGGCGGCCGAGCUGCAGUUCUACCUGGUGCUGGCGCUGGCGCUGCUGUCGGCGCUCUUGGUGCUGAGCGUGGCGCUGGCCGUGGUGGCGCGUCUGCGGCGGGCCGGGCCGCCCGCCGUGCUGCGCUGCCUGGGCGCGCAGCGCUUCUCGCUGGCCGGCGCCGCCUUCCCGGCCGACUUCUGCGAGGGCACCUUGCCCUACUCCUACAACCUGUGCGUUCCAGGAGAAAAGAAAAGCCCUGGCAACGAGUGUUGA